AAUUCUCAUUUCCCAUUUAGUCCAUAUUUCUUCCCCCAAAAAAUAAAGAGUUUUACUAAUGGUUCAAGCAAUGGCGGCUAGAACUCAACCUUUCAUUUUGGUACUCAUUCAUCUUGUCCUCUCGACCGCACCAAGUGUGGAGUCGGCCACAUUCACAUUCAUCAACAAGUGCAGCUACGCUGUCUGGCCAGGGAUCCUCUCCAAUGCUGGCACACCGCAGCCCUCCAUGACCGGCUUCGCCCUCCAAUCAGGAGAGUCCAAUGCCUUGCCCGUCCCGGCCACGUGGUCCGGCCGGAUGUGGGGCCGAACACUCUGCUCCCAGGACCCCGCCACUGGCAAAUUCAAGUGCCUAACGGGUGAUUGUGGCUCAGGAACCCUGGAGUGCUCCGGGGCAGGGGCCAUCCCCCCAGCCACCCUGGCGGAGUUCACACUCGAUGGUGCGGGCGGCCUCGACUUCUACGAUGUCAGCCUAGUUGACGGCUACAACCUCCCAAUGUUGGUGGUGCCGCAGAAUGGCCAUGGCGGGAACUGCACAGCCACCGGAUGCGCAGCUGAUCUGAACAACCCGUGCCCAGCGGAGCUCAUGGUGAGUGGUGACGGCGGGCACAGCGUCGCGUGCAACAGUGCAUGCAACGCGUUCGGAGAUCCGAGGUAUUGUUGUAGCGGGGCAUACGGGACACCGGACACGUGUAAGCCGACCACGUACUCGGAGUUCUUCAAGAAGGCGUGCCCCAGGGCUUAUAGUUACGCGUAUGAUGACGGAACGAGCACGUUCACUUGCGCUUCUGCGGAUUAUACAAUCACUUUCUGCCCUUCCCUUUCUACCAGCCUGAAGACCGAGGGGGAUCAAGACCCAGUGGCGGCGGAUGUCGAUGGCAGCCCAAUCUCGGCAGUAAUCCAUAGCUCCGCAGCUCACCGCACCCGAUCACUCUCCGGUGUUCCAACUGCUCUUGCCGUCUUGGCGGCUGCUUGGCAGUUAUGGCGUCUCCAUUGAAUGGGCCUGUUCAACUUCAGCCUCUGCCAUUUCAACUAACCCUUAUAAGUAUUCAGCUUGUCUGACCCGCCCCCCUCCCACCCCCCACCCCCCCCCAAAAAAAAAAAAAAAUCAAGAAUGUUAUUUUAAAAAAAAAAUUCGGUGAAAGCAAGAAUGUUAAUUUAAUGGGUAAAUUGCACUGAUGGUUCAAAAUGUUUUACAAAUGUUUCAUUAUAAUUCAAAAAGUUUUUUUUCACUACAUGAUAGUAUAAAAUAUUUCAAAGUUGUUUCAUGAUGGUACAAACC
Punica granatum (pomegranate) is the source of this 1279-nucleotide messenger RNA. Lineage: Eukaryota; Viridiplantae; Streptophyta; Magnoliopsida; Myrtales; Lythraceae. The record is from RefSeq and is a predicted model, not a curated record.